GGCUGAGAAGGUUCCGGUGGAUCGUUCCUGCCCACGGCAAGGUGGAACUGAAGAUCCGCUUCAGCCCCACAGUGCCAGGGCAGUUUGACCAGCUGAGGAACUUUGAGAUCCUGGGCUCAAAGCGCCUGUACCAGUUGCCCUGCAGUGCCACUGCCCUGUACCCCAGCAUCAGCCAGAACCCACGGUACAAGGCACAGAACUGCCCCGGCAACAGCGAAAAGUUAACCAUCCUCAACGACUCCCCCAUGGAGGCAGAGGUGCAUUUCUCCUUUGAGAACGACAGCAAAGGAGAGACGUUCCUUUUGGACCCUCCCAGCAUGAGGCUGCAGCCCAAAGAGAAGAAGAAGCUGAGUGUUUGGGCGUACCCGACUUCUGCUGGCCUCCUGGAAGACAGUCUCGUCUGCUGGAUCAAGGACAACCCAGAGCCAGCGGUCUUCCGACUGUGCUGCCAAGGGGUGCAAGUGAAGCUGAGGGUCAGCCCCCAGGAGCUGCAUUUCAACAAGAUACUUCUGCACAGGACUGACACCCAGACCCUGGUCCUGAGAAAUGACAGCCCACUGCCCAUGGCAUGGCAUCUGAGUGGGCUGGACGACCUUGGAGAUGAGUUCUCUGCAUCGCAAGGCAGGGGCAUCGUUGGGCCCCGCACAGACUUUGAAGUGAAGCUGGAUUUCAAGGCCGAGAAGAUUGGCAUCACAAAUAAGAUGAUCCGACUAGAGGUUUCAGAUACAGAAAACAUCCUGGGCAUUGUUCAAGCUGAAACCAUCAAAGUCUCUGUGGAGGUCUACGAUGUUAAUCUGAGCAUCAACAUCCCUGAAGGUCAGUGGAUGCCUCCCAGACAACACAGUCCGGGUGCAUUUUACUACCUUGGCAGGUGGCUUCACGUGCAGAUUGCAUUUGGUGCUUUGAAACAACAGUCAUCUGAACAGGCAGUUGGCUCAGGUCUCUUGCUCUUCUUCUUCACAGCUGUCAGAGCGAAUCACAUAAAGUUUGGGGAGUGUGCAGUCGGGGAGCUCUGCGACAAGACCUUCACAGUCACCAACCGCAGCAAGGAGGAGGUGAUGCGGUUUGAGUGGCUGCUGGCAGAUGCCCCGUUCCAGUUCUCCCCCAAGGUGGGACACCUCCAGCCUGGCUGUGCCAAGGAUAUCAGAGUGACCUUGAAAUCCAAGGUCCCGGUCACCAUCAAAAGGCACUCUGUGAACUGUAUGGUGGACAAGAUCAAAUACCAGCUGCCACCAGAGGAGGUUUGCGACUGGGACGACAGAAUGGGCACUGAGAAGUGGGAGGAUACCACCGAGAGACUCCUGGGAGCCCGCUGGCCUUUGAAGCGGAGGUACACCAGUCCAAUUUUGUCAUCUUUCCAGGCAAAGAAACCUGAAUGUCCUUUCUAUGCGGCCAAGUUUGGAGGCCCAAAGGUUUCCCUGCUCAGCCUGGCUUUCUGGGCUCUGCUCAGUGAUUCUUCCCUCCUCUGCCUGCAGGUGGUCAAGGCAGUCCCGGAACCACCUCACACCAUCGUGGAGAGGAGCAGCCACGAGGUCGAGCUUUUCCUCAGUGCUCGGGUUGACUACGCCGAGUUCAAACUGGACACGGUCGAGGUUCAACUGAAGCAGACUGAGCUCUUCCAGACAGAGAUAAGCACUUUCCGGAUGUCCAAUACAGGGAAUGUAGCCCUGAAAUACUGCUGGGAGGAGAAUCUGGAGGAGGAAAUACCAUCAAAGAGUUCUGGGAGGCCGUUCUUGUCCACUCAGACACGUGAUUUCUUGUCCUCUACUGCUGAGGAUCUCUGGGAAAGGAAUCGUGCAAGGCUGGUGCAGCAGGCAUUGCCGCUCGAGUCAACUCAGCCCCAGCCAACUCAGCCCCAGCCAAGUCUGCACCUUAGCUCCUCCCUGGAAUUCUCUCCAACUCCCGUCAAGUACCCACCACUGUUCUCCAUCGAGCCCCACUGCGGUACCAUCCCUGCUGGCCAGAAUCAGAUUUUCCGUGUGAAAUUCUUCCCGACGCGUGUGGGGGAAUUUAAGGCCGAAAUACUGUGCAGACUUCUUAACCUGAAGCCAUCUCAGAAGAGCCCACGGGUGUUUGUGAUGGGGAAAGGCUGUUUGCUGAAGGCUGAUCUGAAAUGCUCUACAUCACUGCAAAAAGGUGAAACCCAGAGCAGCAAACCCAAGAAGAAGGUGCAGCGGUCAGCAAAACUAGAGUGACACCAUUUGUGUCAUGGCUUCUCCUGCUCGUGGUUUCCCAGCCUUCAGCAGAGACCUCCCCAGCUACUCUUCAAGCCCCAACACCCAUCUCUACCUCAUCUGUGUACUACCUAAUAAACUGUGUCUCAACGCA
Molecule: messenger RNA, 2328 nt
Organism: Pseudopipra pipra
Lineage: Eukaryota; Metazoa; Chordata; Aves; Passeriformes; Pipridae
Product: hydrocephalus-inducing protein-like
Exons: 11
Coding region: 246-2195 (649 amino acids)
Biological process (GO): cilium movement; axonemal central apparatus assembly
Cellular component (GO): axoneme
Source: RefSeq, a predicted model, not a curated record